GUUGUAAAAUAUAUUUGUAAAUACGUAAGAUGAUGUGUUUAAUAUGUUAUAUUCCUCAAUCGACUAUCUACAUUGUUUGGAAACUCAUCAAUUUCGGUAAUGCUAAAGCUAACACUAGCGCGAAUUAGCGCCGAAUGCUAAAAACAAACGCUGUUGAUAUUACAUAAAAAACGAGUGAGUUCUAACCGUAGUAAUAAGUUAUUAACACAUUUUUAAGUUAUUAACACAUCCUUUUUUGACAACAAUCUUUGAUUUUUUAUUUUUUGCACUUGAACAGGGCUAGUGGCUGUUUAUUUCCAACUCGAACAACACUUUCCGAACAGCCCAAACAUUCGCGAUUAUGGAUAAAGGUUGUCUCUCUGACUUGUGUUUCUGGUCUCUCCUUCUCUAUGCUUGGAGUGGCGUUUCGUUUAUUACAAUGACCGAUUCGAGUCUUGGACUCCCUCCACUUGUUUACUGAUGCUGCGCCCGCCGUUGGAUUUGGGGCAUAAUUUUAUGACGAGGGAUUUGCUUAUGUCUGGCUGCCAGAAAUUUUGGAUGCUGAACCCAAAUCCACAGCUCUAUUUGAGCUCUAUGCUAUAAUGGUAGCAUGCUCGCUUUGGGGGAGGGCUUAUGGUCCACUAAGGGAUCAUGUUGUUCUGCGAUAAUGAAGCCACGGUGGAGAUUAUUGACAAAGGACAUUCAAGAAGUGCGAUGAUCAAUUGUUUAAUGUAACAGUUGACAUGGUUUAGUGUUUGAAUAACUUUAUACUACGAGCAACUUUUAUCCCUGGUCUUUUAAAAAACAUCUCUGACGCUCUCUCUAGCUUCCAAUUCCAAGAUUUCAAAAUUUGUGUUGGCAUCCUCACAGCCUGCCCUGCUUUCAAGCAGAUGACACUCGACUAAGAGCAUUUCCAUUUAGAGACUUGUUGUCCGCCUCUAGAUACAUGAUAUUCGGCCUGGCUAAAAGUACUAUUUAAACCUAUGAUCCCUGAUGAAUCUCCUAUUGUUCUCCCUGUGCCAGUUUUCCGACAACCCUUUGCCUCUUAAUAUUUCAUUAGUCUGCGCUUUUGUUGUCCACCUAUUUGAGAACCGCCGAUAUUAAGUACCAAGCAUCAAAUCCAGCCGAGCUGCAGUCACAAUAAUAGACCUAUAAAAUGGUGCUUUAUAAGGACUAUGUAAUGCCCUGAAUUUUAAAAGCAAUUCAGACACCAUGUUCACUACUUUUUUUUCGGAGAUAUGUCUGUAGAUCACUCCAAAACACUGAGAUAAAGGGUGCAGUUUGUAAAGUUGCACGGUCAAAUAUUAACAGCGAUAUUUUUGGUUAUUUUGCCUGUUUUAGGAGGAUAAAAACAAGAGAGAGUAGCGAGCAGAGGCUGCUAGGCUGCAAUAGGCGAUUACCCGAUCUGUAACGGCUACCUGAUCAGUCAGUGCAUGUGCAAAUAUUACGUCACUUCCUCUAUGGGGCCAACAUUGCAACAGAAGGGAUUUUUUUCCCCCUCAUUGGCUCCGCCCACAAUCUGUAACUUCCCGAGACGGACUCACGGUCUUCGCGGUCUUCGAGGUUACAUUUGGGCGGGGUUUUUGAACUGGGCGGAAUUGAAGCCACUUUUUUUGGUAAAUAAAGCUGAAAGAAAACUAAACAACUCACACGAACAAACCAAGCAGAAAGAAAAUGGAAGAAGUAACUUUGAAGUCGGCUUUGCUCAGCAUCAUGGAGGAACUGGAUGAGGAACAAUAUGAGAAGAUGUUGCUGCUUCUGGGAAAGAUUCCAAGAAGAAAGAAGACAGGAUCCAGGCCGCAGAUGGUUGAAACGGUACUCCAGGUUUAUGGAGAGAAGGAGUCCAUCAAUGUGGUGGAUAACAUUAUGAAAAAGAUUCCCAGGAAUGACCGUGCAGUCCAGGACCUGCUGAAGCCCUUUGUGGGGAAGAAGAAAACAGGGGAAAAGAGGAAACAAGAGGCUGACCCCGAACCAGAAGAGAGGAUCCUGCAGCAGAAAUCUGCAGCUGGCUCAGAGAAGAACCAGGUGGUGGAGGAUUCUGCUGGCAAAAACAAAGACAGAGAUCAUCUGAAGAGCCCCCAACCUGACAAGGUGACAUCAUCAUCCCCGUGGAGGAUAACUAUUGCAGAGUUGAAGAGUGGCGUCGACCUUGGCCAGAAAAGCGUUGUUGGAAAAGUUGUGGAGAAAUCUGCCCUGCGUACAUAUAAAACCAAGGACAAUGAAAAGAAGUUCUUCUUCAACCUGGGAAUUGCUGAUUACAGCAGCUACAUCAAGGUGAUGGUGUACGGGAAAGAGAACUUUUCUGUUUUCAACAAGGAAGGCUACUACAACUUCAGAAACGUGAUUGUGGAAAGAGAAGUGAUCAAAAAUGAGAACACGCAUGAAAAAGUGAUGAAAUUCACCAAACGAAGCAAUACAUCAAAGGCAGGAAAGUUUGAUAUUCCCAAAGAUCUGGAGCUGGAGGCUCAGAUGCUGGUCUAUGGACAGCGUCCAGUUGUCUCCAUCGAAGAGAUCAAACGUUUGGAACCGAGGAGUAGAGUCAGUGCAGAGGGAACCGUGAAAGAGCCUGUUGAGGUGGAGGGAAUACGCACCAAAAAAAAGACAAAGAAGUUUAAACUUGAAGACACGACCGGCUCCAUCAUCAUCACUUUGUGGGGCCAAGACAUCCAGCAGCUCAGAGAUGUUUCAGUGGGAGAUUUAGUCAGAGUGACCAAUGUGACGACCAAUCACUAUCAUGAAACCAUCUCACUGAACUCCACAGACUUCACCAGAAUCUUCAAGUUGCAAAGCACCUCCUACAAGGACGUCCAGAUAGAAAUCAUCGGCGUUAAAAGUUCAGGGGUCCAGCAAACGGAGGUGGACGCUGGGAUAAACGGGCAGGUCAACACUUUCAUCGUGGAUUCUGCAGUCCUCGCAGAAGAGCUGGGUAUCCAGCAGGGAUCCGACUUUGAGGAGAGGCUUCUGGAAAAAAUCCCUUAUUCUGCUGAAGCUGAAAUAAAAGGAAACACAAUACUGAAGCUCAGCGGCAUGAAGGAGUCAAAAGUUCAGAUGAGGGUGUAACUUAAAGGGCCUAAAACAUGCAAAUUCAGUUAUGAGCUUUUAAGUGUAUUAUAAUGUUCAUUCCUAAUGAAAAGAAACCCAAAAGCGCUAUGUUUCCAUGUUUUCCACACUUAAAUGUUUCCAUUAAAAAACAGUCAAAUAAGCAGUUUUGAAAUGAUUUUUUAUUAUUAAAGGGAUAAAAGCAAUAAAACCUCUAUUGCCCUGUGUGAAAAAUGAUUUGCCCCCUAAAGCUAAUAUUUAGUUGGGCCCCCAUUCAGCAGCAACAACUGCAAUCAGGCGUUUGCAAUAACUUGCUAUGAGUUUCACCGCGCUGUGGAGGACUUUUGGACCGCUCAUCUUUGCAUUAUUGUUGUAAUGCAUGCAUUGUUGUUGGGUUUUUGAGCAUGAACUGCCUGUUUAAGGUCACGUCAUGACUUUUCAAUGGAAUUCGGCUCAAGACUUUGGUGGUGGGAUUACAUAAGCUUGCUUCUUUCCGCUCCUUUUUAAGCAAUAAAUAAAGCUCUACUUGACUUGACUUCACUUUA
This is a messenger RNA of Oryzias latipes (Japanese medaka), 3563 nucleotides long. The record is from RefSeq and is a predicted model, not a curated record. Lineage: Eukaryota; Metazoa; Chordata; Actinopteri; Beloniformes; Adrianichthyidae.